Wickerhamiella sorbophila is the source of this 804-nucleotide messenger RNA. RefSeq names its product Exosome complex component RRP42. The transcript has a single exon. Bases 1 to 804 code for a protein of 267 amino acids. The record is from RefSeq and is a predicted model, not a curated record. Lineage: Eukaryota; Fungi; Ascomycota; Dipodascomycetes; Dipodascales; Trichomonascaceae. Gene Ontology annotation, biological process: U5 snRNA 3'-end processing; exonucleolytic trimming to generate mature 3'-end of 5.8S rRNA from tricistronic rRNA transcript (SSU-rRNA, 5.8S rRNA, LSU-rRNA); nuclear polyadenylation-dependent rRNA catabolic process. Gene Ontology annotation, cellular component: cytoplasmic exosome (RNase complex); nuclear exosome (RNase complex).
AUGAAGUUCUCGGUGUCGGAGUUGUCGUAUCUUCGCAGCUCGUUGAUUAGCUCCCCACCACUCCGGCCGGACUGCAGAAAGCCUGGACAGUUUAGACCUGUCGAGUCGGAGGUCGAUUGGCUGCCAUUCACUAAUGGAUCAGCCAGAGUGCGGGCUGCAGAUGGCAGUGAAUGCAUUGUUGGCAUCAAAACCAAGGUUGUAGCACGGUCUGAAGGCAGUUUGAUAGAGCCCUCUGUUGAUAUUACUGGAUACAAAGAUAAUGACCCGCUACCGAACUCGCUGGCCGAGGCUUUGCGGCAUACUUUGAACGCAUGCCCUGAGCUGACUGCUCAGCUUAUUCUUACCGAAAAAUACGCCUUUAGGUUGUAUGUGGACUGUGUUGUACUUUCAUUCACUUCGCACCCGCUGAGUCUGUUGUCAUUGGCUGUGUUCAGGGCCCUCAAAUCGACCAGACUUCCCCAGCUUAUCUCUUCUCGCGACGACACUCUGGUUGACGAGAUCCCUCAAUUCAACGACGACUGGGAUGCUGCACAGCCUAUCUGUACGAAAUGGUCACCCCCGUUGGUGUUGUUGCUGGCUAUUGUUGGUGACAACGUGCUAUUAGAUCCUACAGACGCAGAGCUAGAAGUCGCGGAAACAGCGCUGUGCAUUACUUGGAAAAACAAUGCUAUUGCUGCUCCUAUCAAAAAUGUCGAUAUUGGAUCGGGCAAAAACGUCGGAGGUUACAACCCCAAAGUCCUCCUGGAUGCCUAUGACUUAGUGCAAAGCUGCGCGGCUCAAGUUGUAUCGAUGAUAGUAUCAUAG